UGAAGAUAUGAAAUGGCGCGAAAAGUUGAAUUGGGAAGAAAAGAAUUUUUAUUUCCGUCAAAGGAUCUGCUACAGCUUGAAGACAGUAACCACCUGCUGGAUAAUCCCGAGGGUCUCCGAAAAGAAAUUCAAGAAAAGGGAUAUCUUUUUAUACGGGGAUUUCAUGACAGAGAGGACGUUCUGCAAGCUCGGUUGUCAGUUCUGAACUAUGUUAAUGAGAAAGCGGAGUUUAAGCUUAUAUCCUCGCCCUCAGAGGGAGUGCUAGAUGAAAGGUGUGGCAGAGGGUGUAUUCCAGUUAUGGAGGGGAAGAACGACAUCACACACUGUCCGGAAGUUCUUAAUGUUCUGGAAGGAUACCGACCUAAACAGUUCUUUCAGCGUUUUCUAGGCGCUGAAGCCAGAACCUUUGAUUUUAAGUGGCUGAGGGGUAUCAAUCGAAAACAGUUCACUGGUGCUCAUGUAGACAAUGUCUACAUGGGGCGCGGAUCUAAGAAUUUGUACACGGUUUGGACACCUUUUGGAGAUACAACUGUGGAAAUGGGCACAUUGGCUGUGUGCGAGGGAUCCAAUUCUUUACCAGGUUUCAGAAAGCUUCAAGCUACGUAUGGUGAAUUGGAUAUCGAAAAAGAAAAUGUGGAAGGCACUGGCUGGUUUACGGAGGACCCAUCAGAAAUCACCUCCAAGUUUGGCGGACAAUGGAAGACGUCGGACUUCCAGGCGGGGGACGUUCUCAUCUUUACAAUGAGAACGAUACAUAUGUCCACUUCAAACCUCACCGACUUCAUUCGAAUAAGCUGUGACACAAGAUGGCAACCAGCAGAUGAAGAGGCGGAUCCCAGAUAUGUUGGCAACAUUGGGGCGGUGGCCCCGAAAUAUGGACUGUUUGGAAAGGAACGGGAAAAAGUGUUCACAGUAGAGGAUCUUAAAAAACAAUGGGGACUCUAAAUGCUGUGUUUAAAACUGCACAGGAAAUUUUAUUUAUGAACUGUGAACAUAUUUUUAAUUAUAGAUUCCGAUCUCUUUAAGUUAGUGCUUUAGCAUUGAUUUGUACGAAGAGGCAGAUAUCUAGCUACUACUAGUAUUAUAAAUUCAAGCUUAUAGUAUAUGAGACAUGAAUCCUUUUAACUUUUUAAAGCAUGAACUUUGGGAACAUUUUCUUUAUAUUUCAGUCUAUU
Messenger RNA from Saccostrea echinata, 1175 nucleotides. RefSeq lists its product as uncharacterized. Bases 13 to 945 code for a protein of 310 amino acids. Lineage: Eukaryota; Metazoa; Mollusca; Bivalvia; Ostreida; Ostreidae. The transcript is spliced from 9 exons. The record is from RefSeq and is a predicted model, not a curated record.